ACAUACGGAGAAGGGCAUAUCAAAAUAGAUGGGAAGUAAUUAACUGGAUAACGGUAGAAUCUGCCUCCCCUCCGCCCCCUUUCCAAUUUUAAUCCCCAAUGCGGCUUAGCGUAAAGAGCCUUACAGGAAGCUUCUAUAUUAAAAGCCCUGUGUUCCCCUCAGAGGCACCUCAAUCAAUGCCAGGCUAGCUAAAAGGCACUCAGUGCUGCUUUAUGGCGGGAGAAGGAACGCAAGGAACGGUGCGAUCUCCAAUCAGUGUCGUCACGCAGGCUUGAUUGUGAACGAGCUCUUUGCAGCACUCCCAAGUGCUUCCAGCACUGCAGAACAGCAUGCUCUGAUGCAGUCCGUGACAUGCGAGGAGGACAGCUCUGGCACGCUGCAGGCACAGCACACAGCAGAGAAGGUCUCUGGCUUGGAGGGAGGAAAUUAAAAUGACUGCAUAGCGGAGUCUGCUUACUAAGACAGUCACUGCUGCCGUGAGAAAAUGGAAGGCCUCCUUUCCUGAGCCGUGUAGUGGAUAGAAAGACCUGGGUCUGACUCCCCCAGGUGGCCUUGCCUUGGCUCAGUACCUUCCACUGAAUGGAGAAUUCAUGAUGGCCCCUGGUGCUGGGUUUGCAGCAUUUGACGGCGCUUACGAUCCAGGAUGCGAGACAGGUUCAGAAGUCACAUUUAGUAGUGCAGAGAAUUACCACUGGUACGACCCCACACUGUGGCAUGCAGCAACCUCCUUGGAUGACCUAGAGCGGGGCAAGUACAUCUUCUCUGUGGAUGAGGAAUGUGUCCCCUGCCAGCACGACGAUGUUCUCUUUCGGCCUGAAACGUCCUUCCGCAUCAACAUCGAAUCAUCCGAGCAGAUGAUACGACUCAGAAGCAUUUCAUUAAUGGGUCAGAAGUUCACCAGCAAUGAUGCCCUCGCCGAAUAUAUGCAGAGCCCCUCUGCAAAGCUGCAAUUCCAUGGGGAAGGAGCAUUCCAGUUGUCACACACCAGGUGUCCAGACAAAUCUGGCUGUGAAUGUGCAAAUGCUGCAAACCAUCACAGGAUCUGUGCUGCCUUGCUCCAGAACUCUGGGAACCGAUGUCCAGUGCCUCUGUGCAAGGACCCAUUGAUGCCUGUUGGUCAUUGUUGUGGAAUAUGUGAAUCCCUGUGUUGUAUUCUUUAUUCCCAGGGAAAAACGAAUCAACUAAUAAAGAGCUUAAGAGCCACUAUUUCCUUGGAAUAUUCUGCUGGUUUUGACAUUGAGAUGUAUCGGAACAGAAUACUCCACACUUUCCUCAAUAUGCCAAAGAAUGCAGGCGUGCAGAUGGCUCUAUCAAAGGUGCAGGCCCCUCCUCGGACCUUCCUGGGAAUCGUACCGCGCAGCCCUUUGUCUCUCAUCCAGAUCGUGCUAAUUGACAACAGGACUGGGGCACAGACUGGGACUCAUGCUGAGCAGCUGGCCAAGGACAUCAUGGGUGAUAUAGCAGAGAAUGGAGAAUCCUUUGGUGUUGUGCUGGGCCACUUCCAGGCAGCCACUGGCACGAACUGGGAGGCCCAGGGUGCAGGGGGCCAUGUUGCUGCUACGACUGCUGGGGCAGUCGUUGGGCUUCUCCUUGUCCUGCUGCUGUCGGGAGUUGUCCUGCUUCUCUACAGGAAAGGGGCAUUAAGAUCUCUCUCCUCUGUGAGUUUUUCCAUCCUUUGGAGCCAUAAGAACCUUCAUUCUAUGGGAGAAACAAAUGACGAAGGCUUUGAUAAUCCCAUGUUUGACACACCAUCCAACCCAAUGGCUUUCGCUGGCGUAAGUGUGGAGGAGCGAGUGAAGGACAGGGCAAGCAAAAUUAGUGGGCUUUAUUACAUUAAUCCUUUAUAUGAUGAAACAGAAGUGAGUGCUUAAAAGCAAAGCCAUCACACAGAGACAGUUCUGCUCUCUUGCGAACAUCCCCUCAACCUUUCUUUGCUUACAGUUUCAUCUCCAUAGGUUCAGUCCAAAAUAACUUACCUUGCGUAGGCAUGGACCCCGUUCACUUUCUGCUUCAUUGUGUCCAAUGUCACUGUCUCAUUUCCUCUCUUAAACUUCUGACUGAUUUAAUCAUGAGAGAAUAUAAUCCGCUUUUGAAUGGUGGUCCAGGAAUGAUAGAGUUUGCAGUUCCAUUUGGCAUCAUUUCUGAAGUACAUAUGGAAUACAAUUUCCAGUAGGAAUUCUUGUUGCAAUAAAAUAGGUGUACACACUU
Molecule: messenger RNA, 2208 nt
Organism: Hemicordylus capensis (graceful crag lizard)
Lineage: Eukaryota; Metazoa; Chordata; Lepidosauria; Squamata; Cordylidae
Gene: AMN
Product: amnion associated transmembrane protein
Exons: 11
Coding region: 591-1871 (426 amino acids)
Biological process (GO): receptor-mediated endocytosis; intracellular protein localization
Cellular component (GO): apical plasma membrane; endocytic vesicle
Source: RefSeq, a predicted model, not a curated record